GUCUGUAUGUAAACACAUGUACAAAACAAAUGUACUCCACAUUUCAAGCAUUUGUACAAUGUUGCAAAAUAUUUAGGCUGCUAAAAAAUUUCUAUAAAUGAAAUCAACUGAACAGCUUGAACUGCUUUUAUUCAAGAUGAUUUAUGCCUUUGACUGGAUGCUGUUAUUAGUAAAAUGACCAUUAAAAAUGACCUUCUAAUGGUUUAUGUCUUAAUUCUUGUUUGAUUUAAAUACAAUAAAGUAGAAAGAAAUAGAGAGGAGUGAGGGGUAAUAAAGUUUGAAGACUAAUAACUUAAGAAAGAUAAUAGAGCUGACACUCGAACAUUUUCAUUAAUUAAUGGUGUGUAAACAGUGGCCGGAGACACUGAGGGACUUCAACUAGUCUUGUUCCUCUGGGAACCUUAGUUCAUACACAUGAGGUUAUUAGGGAGAAAACAGAGGUUAGCUGAUGUAACACUCAUCUGUCAUCAUGUAACCAUGUCAUGAAACUAGUACACAAAAAUACAGAGUAAACAUCAUGAUUAGGCCUCUGGGUCAUUAGUCCAGGGUGGGAGCUAAUCCCCACGAGGGUCAAUUAUUGUUAAGGUCAUGUUUUGACCUCUGUGGAGGAACACCUGUGUAUUGACUUUGUAUUAGACACAACUUUUCUGUUUUCAUCUGUUCUAAUGUUAAAUUUUUUUUGUAAAGACCCAUGACAAGUACUUUUCUGAAUGUAUAUUCAGAAUAUACGUACAGAGUAUACAAUAUUGAUAAUCAUAAGUCAUACUUUUUUAACAAAAGUCACAAAUAUUUUAUCUGUACACAAUUAACUAGUCAUAACACAUUUACAUACAUUAUAUAACAACUUGCAGUUAGCACUUAUAUGUUGGUGCAACAUUAGCAGUUUUACUUCAUUAAGCCAACUGAUAACCUUUUACUGAUCUAGGCCUUGGACCUUUUUAAUGUGGAUCGUGUAGAGUAUUUGUAUACACAGAUCAGCUAUGACAUCUUGACUAAUGGCAGCUUGUGUUAACAGUACUGUUCUAACCAUGGGCAUGUUAGCAUCAGAAAUGGACCAUGAGCAACGUCAGAAGGCAAACUGGUCUGAUAAUUGCUUAUUCUAAUCUGAUGGAUUACAGCGACUGUUGAGGCUCCUUACUGUGAAAAUAUACUUUCAUUUUAUACAAGAGUACCAUGCACAACAAGGGCUUUCAAAGUUGUAAAUGCCAUUAAAACCUGUACAUGCAUUUGGGUCCAAGUCUCUACCAUCAAGUCUUUUUUUUAAUCACACACAAAAGUGCUUUGAAUGUAAAGUUUUCACAACAACAGCCAGAAAAAAGUUGUGUUAGAGGUGAGGCAGUGAGUCAGAAAUCAGGUCCAAUUCUGAUUGGACCUCAGCGUUACUCAGCAAAUAAUAAAGGAUGUUACCUGGUUGAAAGGUCAGGUGGUGUGUUUGUGUGUUCCUGUAAUGUCACCUGCCCAGGACAGAGACACAUAAGGUGUAAGAUUAUUGGCUAUUACUCUAACGAAUGGGUCAAACAUGGCCAAUUCAACUCUUCCAGCUGUGUUUUCUUUAUCAGGACUCAGUGACUUGACAGCAAAACAUAGAGUCGUUCUAUUUUCUAUGUCUUUAUUAUGUUACUGCGUGAUGUUUGCAGUAAAUGGAGCUUUGAUUCUCAUGAUAAUACUGGAGGAAAAACUCCACGAUCCCAUGUACAUCUUCUUGUGUAAUCUGUGCUUCAACAGUCUUUAUGGGCCGGCAGCUUUCUACCCUAAAUUCCUUUAUGAUCUCUUGUCCAACUCUCACGUUAUUUCCUACACUGGCUGUUUGCUGCAGGUAUUUGUCAUCUAUUCUUACGCAACUACUGAUUUUUCUGUCCUUGCACUGAUGGCUUACGACAGAUACGUGGCUAUAUGUCGACCACUAAACUAUCACUCUGUCAUGACCAAACGCAGGGUUGUUGUGUUGAUGUGCUUCUCCAGGUUUGUUCCUAUGCUCUGCCAGACUAUUGUCAUGAUACUGACCUCUAAACUUCAACUGUGUGGCUCUCGCAUAGAAAAACUUUACUGUGAUAACUGGUCAAUCCUGAAGUUGUCAUGUACACAAAUAACAACCAAUAAUAUUGUUGGAUUUAUUGUCAUUAUUUUCUACUUUGCACAUGUGGUUUAUAUAUGUUUUUCAUAUGUUCACAUGAUAAAAUCAGCCGUGAAAUCCAGAGAGGGCAGGAGAAAGUUUUUGCAGACUUGUGUGCCACAUUUACUCUGUUUGCUCAAUGUCACUGUUGCUAUGCUGUUUGACCUCAUGUAUGCUAGGUAUGGGUCAACUGUACCACAGACUGUGAGGAACUUCAUGGCCGUACAGUUUCUCACACUGCCCCCUCUACUUAAUCCAAUUAUUUAUGGACUCAAUCUUACUCAGGUUCGCAAGAGGCUGUUCUCUCUAUGUACGCACAAUAAACAAGGAUUAGGCUGAAGUGUGAAGAAUGGUUUAGGUCA
This is a messenger RNA of Cynoglossus semilaevis (tongue sole), 2475 nucleotides long. Its product is annotated as olfactory receptor 51I2-like. The coding region runs from base 1520 to 2452 and encodes 310 amino acids. Gene Ontology annotation, cellular component: membrane. Gene Ontology annotation, molecular function: olfactory receptor activity; odorant binding; G protein-coupled receptor activity. Gene Ontology annotation, biological process: detection of chemical stimulus involved in sensory perception of smell; G protein-coupled receptor signaling pathway. The transcript has a single exon. The record is from RefSeq and is a predicted model, not a curated record. Lineage: Eukaryota; Metazoa; Chordata; Actinopteri; Pleuronectiformes; Cynoglossidae.